AGCAGCAGCGGCGGCGGCGGCGGCGGCGGCGUUUGAGUGGAGGAAGAUGGCGGCUCCGGGCGGCUCUGGGUCCCGCCAGCUGUAAGGAGCCCCAGGGCGGCAAGCGCCGCUUGAGGCGGAGCGCCUCUGCUCUGGCCCUGUCCCCGGCUCCCUCAUCGCCGUCGCCAGCGGAGCGAACCCGAGAGCGUGGCGCGGGCUGGGCCAGCUGUUUGAGUGGAAUGUCAUGGCCAGCUCCUCGGACAGUGAAGAUGACAGUUUCAUGGCUGUGGACCAAGAAGAAGCUAUGCUGGAAGGGACAAUGGAGCAGGAUGAGGAGCCCCACCCAGCGCUGGAAGCUGAGGAGACGAGACAUAACAGGUCCAUGUCUGAACUGCCAGAAGAGGUUUUGGAGUAUAUCCUCUCCUUUCUUUCACCAUACCAGGAGCAUAAAACUGCAGCCCUUGUCUGCAAACAGUGGUAUCGACUUAUCAAAGGUGUAGCCCACCAGUGUUAUCAUGGUUUCAUAAAGGCUGUCCAGGAAGGACACAUUCAGUGGGAGAGUCGGACGUACCCUUACCCUGGAACCCCGAUCACUCAGCGGUUCUCACACAGUGCAUGCUAUUACGAUGCUAAUCAGUCUAUGUAUGUGUUUGGAGGCUGUACCCAGAGCAGCUGCAAUGCUGCCUUCAAUGACCUCUGGAGACUUGACCUAAAUAGCAAAGAGUGGAUCCGACCUUUGGCUUCAGGGUCCUAUCCUUCCCCUAAAGCUGGAGCAACUCUGGUCGUGUACAAGGACCUGCUGGUGCUGUUUGGUGGCUGGACGCGGCCAAGCCCGUAUCCCCUACACCAACCAGAGAGAUUCUUUGAUGAAAUACACACUUACUCACCUUCUAAAAACUGGUGGAACUGCAUUGUGACAACCCAUGGGCCACCUCCAAUGGCUGGCCAUUCCUCCUGUGUGAUAGAUGAUAAAAUGAUUGUCUUCGGUGGCUCCUUAGGAUCCCGGCAAAUGAGCAAUGAUGUCUGGGUCCUUGACCUCGAGCAGUGGGCGUGGUCCAAGCCGAACAUCUCCGGCCCCAGUCCUCAUCCUCGAGGUGGCCAAUCUCAGAUUGUCAUAGAUGAUGCAACUAUCUUAAUCCUUGGAGGGUGUGGCGGUCCCAAUGCUCUCUUCAAGGAUGCUUGGUUAUUGCACAUGCACUCGGGCCCCUGGGCCUGGCAGCCACUCAAGGUAGAAAAUGAAGACCAUGGGGCCCCAGAACUGUGGUGCCACCCAGCUUGUCGGGUGGGGCAGUGUGUGGUGGUCUUCAGCCAGGCUCCCAGUGGGAGAGCCCCACUCAGCCCCAGUUUGAACUCCCGCCCAUCACCUAUCAGUGCCACUCCUCCAGCCCUGGUUCCUGAAACCCGAGAGUACCGCUCUCAGUCUCCAGUAAGGAGUAUGGAUGAAGCCCCUUGUGUUAACGGCCGCUGGGGAACACUGAGGCCCAGAGCUCAAAGGCAGACCCCCUCAAGUUCCCGGGAAGGGAGCCUUUCCCCAGCCAGAGGAGAUGGCUCUCCCAUCCUCAACGGUGGGAAUUUGUCUCCAGGAACAGCAGCUCUAGGUGGCUCUUCCUUGGACAGCCCUGUGCAGGCUGUAUCUCCUAGCACUCCAUCUACCACUGAAGGAUAUGACCUCAAAAUGGGACUUUCUUUGGCCCCCCGACGAGGGUCACUACCGGAUCAGAAAGAUCUGAGGUUAGGAUCAAUAGAUCUGAAUUGGGAUCUGAAACCCGCAUCGAGUAGCAAUCAUAUGGAUGGUAUGGACAACAGGACAGUUGGGGGAAGCAUGAGACACCCUCCUGAACAGACAAAUGGUGUGCACACCCCGCCACACGUGGCCAGUGCCCUUGCAGGAGCUGUCUCCCCAGGUGCCCUGCGUCGGAGCCUAGAAGCCAUCAAAGCAAUGUCAUCCAAAGGCCCCUCAGCCUCUGCAGCACUAAGUCCUCCUCUGGGGUCUUCUCCAGGCUCUCCCGGGAGCCAGAACCUGAGCAGUGGAGAAACAGUGCCCAUUCCCCGCCCAGGGCCUGCCCAAGGAGAUGGACAUUCCUUACCUCCCAUUGCCCGCCGCCUGGGCCACCACCCUCCUCAGUCCCUAAAUGUUGGCAAACCUUUGUACCAGAGUAUGAACUGCAAGCCCAUGCAGAUGUACGUGCUAGACAUUAAGGACACCAAGGAGAAGGGGCGGGUCAAAUGGAAAGUAUUUAACAGCAGUUCUGUGGUCGGACCUCCUGAAACCAGCCUGCAUACAGUGGUCCAAGGCAGGGGUGAACUCAUCAUAUUUGGAGGACUCAUGGACAAGAAACAGAAUGUGAAGUACUAUCCAAAAACAAACGCCUUGUACUUUGUGCGAGCAAAGAGAUAAUGUGUUCUAAACCCCUUUCCCUUUCUGUGGCUUUUAAUUUUCCAGCGUGCAAGCAUUUGGACUGAGAAUUGGGAAAACAAAGGACAGAAUUACUCCCAUAAACCAAAACCCCAAUUCCCAACCUCACUCACUCCAGGCUGGGAUCAAAUCUCCAUUAAGAAAAAAAUUAUCUAUAAAUAUAUAAAUAUAUAUUCUAUAGCCGGCUCUGUUUACAGAGAGGGAGCGGUCUCCGUCCUGGUUCAGGUAAAUUUGUUGCUGUGUUUUAGCAGAGGCUGUGCUGCCUUUUUCUCCUUUGCUGGUAACUAGACCAAGAAUUUAGGGAACAGACUAAUGUCAGAACUUACCUAAAGCGACUGAAGAACCCCCGUAAAUCUUUAUGUGGCCUUCUUGGAGUUAGAGAAAGAGCAUGUGUAAGGUGCGCAUGUGGGGCUUCCCGACCCACGAGCUCCAGGAGCUGGCAGGGUGAAAGGAGCCUGUAGAGAACUCCUCCUCUCUUCCUUUUAAAACCACACAGGACCGGUGCAGACUUCUCUUUGAGGUCAUGCCGUCUGCCCUUGGGACUGAGGAAAGUUACCCAACCAGGAAUUCUGUUCCACGUGUGUGUGCCAGGAUCACCGUGAGGCCGCGUUUACACAGAGACGCCUGUCCACCUAGUGUCUGCUGGUCUUUAGCGUGCUCCCUCCGUGUCUCAGAAAACAUAUUGGUGUCUGAUUUUGGAAUUUUCUGACAAUCGUAUUUGAUUGCAAGUUGCCAAAAACCACAUUUGUUCCCUUAAAACUUGAUCCUCAGAAGCUGCCUUUUCCUUUUUUUUUUUUUUUUGGCAUAUGUGGAUUUUUUUUUUUUUUUAAGUCCUAAAAGCUUUCUCACUUUCUGUUUCUUUUACAAAGCUAAGGUGCCUAGGGAAAUCUCCUAGAGAUAUUUUUGGAACCCUUUCUCUGGUAUCACUUAGGGGCCUGGUAGGGAAUUCCAAGAUGUCAGUAUCAUGAGAAAUCCUUAAAGCAUCAAAAAAUACUGUUUUUUCCCUUUGGGCUUCUUUUUACUUCCAAAGCACGUUGGGCACACCCAUCCAUAUUUAUAUACUGUGGAAAGUGAUCCUGAAAGGGAAUCCCAGUAAUACUUCCUUCUAGAAGUGAUUUCUGCCCUUGUUGUGACAUGCAUUUUUCUGCCUGGCUGUUGACUGCUGAUUGGGUUGAGUGUCGGGUGCUUAGCUCUUUGAUGCAAGGCUGACCUCGGGAGUGGCCCCUCCUUUGUGACUGUCUCUUUCACAUGUGACCCAAAUAAGGGUUGGGUUUUUAUGUCACGCCAUUUCUGAGAUAAAGUGCAACGAACUAGAGCAUUUCUUUGGUUGUAUAGGAAGUUACAAAUUACCAGUCUCUAACCCAUGGCCUGAGCCUAGAAGAUGUUAGAGUAAGUCAAAUGGCACCACUUUAAUUUUUGGUAAUUUCUCAUCCGUGGAAAGAUUUUUACUUUAGGAUUUGAAUUUUAAAACAUUGCAUUUCCCAUCUUUCACACUGCUGUUUUUCUUAUUGGCAUUUCCCAAGCACAAGCCUGCCUACAGCUGGCCUUGGGUCCUGGCUUCCGGCCAACACUUAGCAGUCUGUCUGAUAAGUGUGUUUUCUCCUAUUACAUCAUGUUGAAUUCUUUCCCCUAGCCAUUAGCUUUUACAAUGUGGUCUUGGUGGGAAAGCCCCCCUGGUGCCAAGCCCAGGAAAGGGCCAGAUCACAGGGAGAGGUCUGUGUUCCAGAAACUGUUCCCUUAGAUGACGAAACUACCAUGUGCCUAUUUACUAUGGUGUCCACCUACUCCUAGCUCAGCACUUAGCUUGCUAGACACCUUGCUCCUGGGCUGUUGCUGGUCCUUCUUCGGCAAAGACUGUUAGAUCAUGUGGGGUCCUUACUCACAAGAGAAAGCUUAGCCUGUAAAAUUAGGUAUUACAUUAUUGCUAUUGCUGAACCUUGUUUCUGACAUUGCAUCUGUGCAUGGACAGCAUCCCCAAACUCAGUUCCUAUUUAAAUAUAAAAUAUUUGGAAGCCUGAGAGUUCAGAAUCUCAACUUUGUGACCAUUCCCUUUGUCCUGUGUCCUCCUUCAGCCAGCUGUUGGCUUGUGGAUUCCCUCUGUUUGCCCCAGACGGGCAGGCAGUGGAGGCGAUGAUGAUGCCCUUGGGAAGUAACUGGCUCCUUGGAACUCCGUGGCACCCAGUAUUACCGAGACUGCUUGGAACCAGACUGGGUUUACAGCUCCUUAGGAAAAAUCUGCCUCCUCUGCACCUGGUGGUUUUGGUCUUGGUGGCUCCUGGGUGCUGUGGGCAGAUACCUUAGGAGAACGACUCCACACAGUCAAGGUGGUCGUGUCCUCAGACCCUUGUGAAGCCAUGCGUGCAGGGGAACUUCGGGUGUCCCACGUGCGGAGAGCGUCCGCCAGCACCCUGGAUGCUUCAGUGAGGGCACGUUUAACUACAGCUCUGGUUUGGACAGGAUACCAAUUUUGUCUUAACAAUUCACUGAGAAAAAUGAGACAAAAAUUUCUUUGGCCUUCAGGAGCACCUAAAUUAGCAAAUAUUUGUCAGUAUUGAAGUAUUUAAAAUAAAUUUUGUUUCUACUUGAAGCUUUAACCCCUUCCAUUCCUGCAAGUGUGCCUUUGAGAGCCCCACUGUCACAUGGACCUCCCCGGCCACCUUGGGGACCUCCUGUGAGAGUCCUCCUGCUUCCUUCCCUCUUGGACAGAGCUUCUGUUUUCUCACCUUGCAGGCUGGGCAGCAGAGAGGGUUCUGUAUUUCCGUUCACAUUUCUACUCUUCUAAACAUGGGUGGUGCGCUGCACAAACACCCCUUCACCCCCCCCCCACACACACACAGUUCUGUAUUUUAGGAGCACAAAUUAGGUGUCGAAACAAGCUUAAAUUUAGUUGUAAGGGUAAUAUUGGCCUUCCUCUCCUCCCAGCCCUCUGUGGAUUGAUCUGAUUUUAAUGUUUGAGUUUUAUAUCAAGAGCUAAAACCACGAACUAUCCCAGGAACUGUGUUGGAACUCUCUAAAAUGAAGAAGAGGACAACAAAAGAAAACCAACUUGAGAAGUCUUGACUUGGAAAACAGAAAGCCACCAGCUGAUGGAGAACAGAAGGAUACUACUUUUCCUCUAUCUUUCUGGGUUUCCUUCUGCUUUGCUUCUUUGCUUCCCCUUAAAAGUGAUGUUCCUGUGGGUUUGUCUGUCCUUGUCCUUGUGGUGAUCCUGGCAUGGUGAUGUGCUCUGCUUUGCGUUGUCUGUGCUUUCUUACCAGCACACAAGUCAGUGGGGAGGAUCUGAACACACCCAGGGGCAAGGAAGCCGAACUUUGAGGCCUGCGUCCCGGGCAGCCUCCCCAUGAACUGCAGAAGGCAUGUUCUGCAUGGUCACCAGUAAGUGGCUCCCUCUCACUGUUCAUUGUCAUAUGAGAGCAACCCUUAGGCCUUGGCUCCACCCUUGCUCUCUUUCCUCGCUCUGCUCCCUUCCCACCAACCAGGGUUCAUGUCAGUGCACACCCGUCGUGCCCUGGCGAAGCUGGUGCUGUGAGUGAUGUUUCCCAUACAACUCAGGGGUCCCCGAUGGCUUACCCUGAGAUGGUCAUUUUAGGCACGUAACAGUGUAGGAAUGAAAAGUGGACUUCAUUGAUAUUUAAAUCUGUCAGUUUCAUUUUUUGUUAAGGUUUUCCCCAAUGACUUUUUAGCAAUAUAACAAAUAAAACAAAAUGGA
This is a messenger RNA of Leptonychotes weddellii (Weddell seal), 6104 nucleotides long. It is a transcript of the gene FBXO42, whose product is annotated as F-box protein 42. Gene Ontology annotation, cellular component: SCF ubiquitin ligase complex. Gene Ontology annotation, molecular function: protein binding; ubiquitin-like ligase-substrate adaptor activity. Lineage: Eukaryota; Metazoa; Chordata; Mammalia; Carnivora; Phocidae. The record is from RefSeq and is a predicted model, not a curated record.